Molecule: messenger RNA, 270 nt
Organism: Parnassius apollo (apollo)
Lineage: Eukaryota; Metazoa; Arthropoda; Insecta; Lepidoptera; Papilionidae
Source: the annotation of a GenBank genome assembly
AUGAAUGAAGAACUUUUGAUAUCAUUAGUCCAAUCCUACUCUGAAUUAUACAAUCAAGAAGAUCCACGUUACCAUGACGACCAGCGUCGGAUGAAUAUAUGGGAGGAGAUAUCUAAGAUUAUGAAUGAAACACUGGAAGAAGAGUUAGAGGUGCGCGCGGCUGAGCCAAUCGUGCCGCCCGACCCACAUUAUCCGCCGCUCGCUACUGCGGUGCCAGCGGGGGCGAGCGCGGUGCGGCGGCCAGCCACCGCCCGCGCCGCUGCUAGCUGA